ACAAACCAGACAAGUCAAAUUGUACUAAAUAUCAUAUUAACUAUACUUCUGGGUUGCACUAUGUGGACGCCGAAUUAAAGACUGGUUCAUACUGAUUCAAACGAGGUCUUGUGUUUUAACGCAUGUGACUUGUGAAGGGGAAAUAAACGCGGAAACUAAGAGUUGAGAGAUUGAUUAAUGGAGUUCCGUAUGGGGCUGUAGCGUCACGACAAUGACACGUACCGUUGUUCACUAGCUGCAGGAGGAGGCAGAGUGUGUACAGUAGCUUAUAUCAACAAUACAAGCUAAUGUCAACUCAUGGGGUUAGUUGGACCUGUCAAACUCAGCCAAACAACCAUCUGCAGUCCGCUAUAGGAGGAGGUGCAGGUUCAGUUCGGAGAUGACCUCCCUGCACUAGCUGUCUUCUCUCUGGGUCUUCUCUGAUCCUGGCAGCCCCUGCAUGGCGUGCCCUGUCCAGUUCCUUUGCCGGGGGCUUCGCACGGUUGGAUUGGUUCUCCUUUACUAUGUCUUCUCUAUAGGCAUCACCUUCUAUAACAAAUGGCUGAUGAAGGUUUUCCACUAUCCCCUCUUCAUGACGUUAGUUCACCUCACCAUCAUCUUCUGCCUGUCGGCCCUGACGCGACGGGCCAUGCAGUUCUGGACAGGGAAACCCCGCAUCGUUCUGAGCUGGACAGAUUACAUCUAUAAAGUGGCUCCCACAGCUUUGGCAACAGUCCUGGAUAUUGGACUUUCCAACUGGAGCUUCCUCUUCAUCACCAUUAGCUUGUACACCAUGACCAAGUCUUCAGCAGUGCUCUUCAUCCUCUUUUUCUCCCUGGUCUUUAAACUAGAGGAGCCGAACCCAUUCCUGAUCCUGGUGGUCCUGCUGAUCUCCAGCGGUCUCUUUAUGUUUACAUUUGAGUCAACCCAGUUCAACCUCGAGGGCUUCAUCAUGGUGCUGCUGGCGGCCUUCAUAGGCGGAAUCCGCUGGACCCUCACGCAGGUCCUCAUGCAGAAAGCAGAGCUGGGUCUUCAGAACCCAAUAGACGCCAUGUACCACCUACAACCUCUCAUGUUCCUCGGCCUCUUUCCCCUCUUCCUGUAUAAUGAAGGGCUGAGCCUCAGUGCCUCUGAACAGUUAUUCCGGGUGACGAAUCUCUCUCCUCUCCUGUAUUCGCUCGCCACACUGAGUAUUGGCGGCUUACUGGCCUUUGGUUUAGGCUUCUCAGAGUUCCUGCUAGUCUCCCGGACCUCCAGCCUCACGUUAUCCAUAUCAGGGAUCUUUAAGGAGGUGUGUAUUCUGCUUUUGGCAGCAGCUGUAAUGGGAGACAAAAUGAGCAUGCUGAAUUGGCUGGGAUUCGUCAUGGUUCUGUGUGGCAUUUCAUUGCAUGUGGGACUCAAGACAUAUUAUUCCAAAAAUAAGGGACCGUCUCUAAGGCAGCUCAACAGUAAGAGCCCAGAGCUGGAGAUGCCAUUGCUGCGGCAGAACGGAGACGAAAGAGACGAGUCUGCUGCUGAAUACAACGACGAAGAUGAGGAACAAGAAAUCACUCUGCACUGA
Messenger RNA from Sebastes umbrosus (honeycomb rockfish), 1540 nucleotides. RefSeq names its product solute carrier family 35 member C2 (gene slc35h1). Lineage: Eukaryota; Metazoa; Chordata; Actinopteri; Perciformes; Sebastidae. Gene Ontology annotation, biological process: UDP-glucose transmembrane transport. Bases 440 to 1540 code for a protein of 366 amino acids. Gene Ontology annotation, molecular function: antiporter activity. The record is from RefSeq and is a predicted model, not a curated record. Gene Ontology annotation, cellular component: Golgi apparatus; cis-Golgi network; endoplasmic reticulum-Golgi intermediate compartment. The transcript has 10 exons.